AUGUCGUUCCAAACUUGUGGCGUCAUCCUGCCCCUCUCCGACUACGCGCUCAACCUCCUGCGCUCCAACUUUACGACGGUGCACUACUACCCGGAGGAGGACAUUCCCGACGAGCUCGCUGCCGAGGUCGAAAUCUGGUACUGUAAAUGGUUCGGCCUGCCGGCGGAAUGGACGCUCGAGAAGGUCCCCAAGACCAAGGUCCUGCAGCUUGCUAGCGCUGGCGCCAACCUCGCUGUCAACCACAGCAUCUUUGAGACGGAGGAGGGCAGGAAGCAGAUCUCGAUCUCUACUUCGUCUGGCAUCCACGUCCACACCAUCCCAAACUACAUCAUUGGCCAGAUUAUCGGUCUGUACACCAACCUGCACACGGCGGUGUACAUCUCGAGGGCCAAGGGACGCUGGCCCCGCCGCCAGGAGCUCCAGUACCGCGCUCCCCUCGACGAGAACGCCUCGACCUCGGCAUACACGUUUGGCAGGACAGGCUCGUACACCCUCCGCGGCCGGACGGCCGGUAUGCUGGGCUACGGCCACAUUGCGCGCGAGACGGCGCGUGUCCUCCAGGUCCUGGGCGUGAACGUCAUUGCGGCCAACACGUCUGGCGAGCGCCGUGUGGACGAUGGCUACAUUGUCCCCGGUACGGGUGACGAGCAGGGCACGAUCCCCAGCGCAUACUACUCGACACAGGAUCCCGCGAGCUUCAACGAGUUCUUGAGCAAGUCGGAUAUCCUCAUCGCCUCGCUCCCGAGUACCCCAGCAACGACGUACCUGCUCACCGAGGAGCAUUUCAAAGCGCUGCCCAAGGACGCGCUCUUCAUCAACGUCGGCCGCGGCGACCUCACAAAGUCGGAGCACAUCCUCGCCGCACUGGACGCAGAGGACGGCCUCCUAGGCGCCGGCCUGGACGUCACCGACCCCGAGCCCCUGCCGGACAAGCACGCGCUGCUCACCCACCCGCGCGCCGUCGUCACGCCGCACACGAGCGCCGACACGUCGGAAUACUUUGACCAUGUAGCCGAGAUGCUCGUGGCCAACGUGACGCGUAUCCGCGCCGGCGGCAAGCCCAUGAACACCGUCGACCCUGCCAAGGGGUACUAG
Molecule: messenger RNA, 1095 nt
Organism: Apiotrichum porosum
Lineage: Eukaryota; Fungi; Basidiomycota; Tremellomycetes; Trichosporonales; Trichosporonaceae
Exons: 7
Coding region: 1-1095 (364 amino acids)
Molecular function (GO): NAD binding
Source: RefSeq, a predicted model, not a curated record